AUCAUUAUCACCCCUUUCUGUUGACCAGAAACAUACAUAUACAUCAAGCGCAGAAUCCAUUGUUCAAUUCUUCAUUAUCGGUAACGAGAGUCCCAUAAUCCUGGUUUGGAUUGAACAUUUGUGAAACAACAAAAGAAUCUUGCAAUCCCGUGACCAUUGAAAUCAUGACAACGGAAGGAUUGAAUAUGGCGCUUCAGGCUGCCUCACAUGUCCCUGCUCUGGCUUCUACCAUCACGGUGAUGGAUACCAGUGGGAAGGUGGUUAAUACGUCCAAGAAUAUCUUCUCAGCGUUCAAGGAAGCUCGCACCGCCUACCGCACCCGCAAAGCUGAAAUAGCCGAGGAGCGUGCCCGCCAGAGUGCCCGCCGCGACGAAGCCCGACUGCGCGCCGCCCGAAAGCAUAGCGCAUCAGCGGCUCGCCGACUAGAACGAUCCAAUACCGGCGUACUAAUGAUCGAAGACGACGAGGAGCGACGCCGGCGAAAGAAGGAGAAGAAGGAGAAAAAGCAGAGAUCUUCCUCCUCGUCAUCCUCGGGCACCGGCUCGGACAUUAGCUUCGAAGACAACUCCGGGAGCACUGUUCUCACCACCACAAACAAUAAUCAUAGCGUGACGAGGUCGAACAGCAGCGAGACUAUGCGGACCGAAGCGACCUUGUUUACCCCUGGGGGUCUACGCGGAAAUAUGUCGGUCAUUUCAUUGAUCCCCGAAAUGGUUCUCUCCCAACCGGAUCCCAUGACGGAGAAUCUUCAACUCCUCCUCCUGCAGCUACAGGCUACGAUCGAUGAGCUAUCGUGUUGGUCAGCGGGUAUUGCGGCGCUCAUUUCCGAGCUGCAGAAGGUUCCGGAUACCCUCGCAGUUGUCGGUUUCACCCUCGCCGAAAUAUCCGCUCUUGUAGCGAAAGUCAGUCCCGCAGCAAUCAUGGGCUUGAAGACCCUGUUCCCUAUGAUCUUUGCAUUACUGGGGAGUCCACAGUUUGUCGUCCUUGCGGGCGUCGGCGCAGCGGCUACAGUGAUUGUAUUGGGUGGAUACAAGAUUAUCAAGAACGUCGUCGGCGGAGGAGCAGCGAAAGCAUCACUAUCGGGCGGCGACGAGGAUGAAUACCCGGAGGGUGAUUGGGACGAGCCCGUCGAAGAGAUUGUCCGCGAACCCCCCCGAGAACAGCGGAUGAUUGAAGCUGCUCCCACGCCACCAGCCCAACCCGAACUAAGACGUGCACAGUCCGAGGCCCCCACUCAACGCCGACAGCUCAUGCCUGCUCGCGUUCACACUUCCCCGGUCCCCACUGGCAAAAGCGAAGUAUUAGCUUUCGACAUCUCAAGCGCCUCGAGCGGCGGUAGCAGCGGUAGCAGCAGCAACAACAGCAGCAACAGCAACAGCACCAACAACAGCGGUGAUGAGGAGGGCGUAAAGCGACAUCAUAGGAAGCGCCGCGGCAGCAAUGACAAGUCAGAGAAGGAUAAGUCCGAAAAGUCAAGAUCGAAAUCCGGUAGCAGUUCCCACCACAGCAAGUCAAAAUCCGAUAAGGAGAAGGGCAAGUCGGAGAAGGAUAAAUCGUCUUCCAAAUCAGACAAGCACGAAUCCUCCGAGCCGUCUAGCAGACGCGGGUCAUCUUCGAAAUCCCACGACAAACAUGAAAAGUCCGAUAAAAAGGAGCGCAAGACAUCUGUCGAUGGCGGCGCCGCUACUCCCACCAAGGAGAAGAAGCCAUUCUUUUCACUGACUACGUCUCCGUUCUCGUCCCCGGCUGGGUCUACGACUUCACUGCCCACCGAGAAGCAAAAGAAGAAGGAGAGGAAGUCUUCGCUCUCGUCCGCUUCUUCCGCGAAAGAACACAAAGAGGCUAAGAAGCCGAAGGAGUUUUUGUCGGGCAUUUUCGAAGGGCGGUCAGCUUGA
Tuber melanosporum (Perigord truffle) is the source of this 1895-nucleotide messenger RNA. RefSeq lists its product as uncharacterized. Lineage: Eukaryota; Fungi; Ascomycota; Pezizomycetes; Pezizales; Tuberaceae. The record is from RefSeq and is a predicted model, not a curated record. The transcript has 2 exons. The coding region runs from base 165 to 1895 and encodes 576 amino acids.